CGAGCGAAAAGUGUAGUCUUGUCGGUAAAAUUCCUCAUUGGUUUCCUCAGGUCAUGACUACGUGUUAAAAUUAAAUGGAGAGGGGAGAGCCCGGAGGCCGCGCGAAGGACCCAUUCAGCUGCGAGAACGCGCUUUUCCCAGGUGCCUGGACAAGAAGAGUCUGGAGCGCUCGAGACGGGGAGGCGGAGAGCGCGCGCUAGUAGUAGUACUAGAAGGAGCGGUGCAAACUUCGUUGGGAUGCUAUGCUUAAUCUGUGUCGAGCUGGAAGACGGGCCGGGCUUUUCUCUCGCAAUGACACUUCAUCUGGUUUAAAGCUCGACUGAUAUCCCCAAGGCGCGAGCCAAGUUUGCGGGGGAAGAAGCUUAUGUGAAUCUGUGUUGCUUAUGGUACCGACAGCGAAAACAGUUUUGAGACGUGUUGAGAUUCAAGAUGGCGGCCGGGCGGCCCGUCCCCCUGCCGCGUUCAGCGCUGCUCUUCCCGCCGCCGCCGUUGCUGCUGCUGUUGCCGCUUCUCCUCCUGUGGCUCCCAGCUCCCGUGGCUGCGACUCCCUGUCCGGCGCCCUGCUCCUGUACCCCUCCCUCGGACCCGGACUUGGUGGGACGGUUGGACUGUAGCCGGAGGAGGAUGUCGACGUCGGCGGCCCCACAGGACCCGCCCGGAUGGGUCACAAACGUCAAUAUGAACUACAAUGAAUUGACAACUAUUCCAUUCCUGGGAGACGUCACUGCCAACAUCACUGUUCUUUCCUUGGUUCACAACCGGAUCUCUGAGCUCAUCACGGAACAGCUGCACCCCUACAUCUCCCUGGAAUCCCUGGACCUCAGCUCUAACUCCAUCAGCGAGAUCCGGACUGGCGCUUUUCCUCCAUUGCAGCUGAAAUUCUUGAACCUGAGCAACAAUAAGGUCAGUACGCUGGAACCCGGGUGUUUUGAUAACAUCUCCAGCACCCUGGUUGGCCUGAAGCUUAACAGGAACCGCAUCGUAUUUCUACCCAACAAAGUUUUCAAGCUCCCCCAGCUUCAGUUCCUGGAAUUAAAGCGCAACAAGAUUAAGGUAGUGGACAGCCUGACGUUCAAGGGCCUGGACUCCCUGAGGCUGCUGAAGAUGCAGCGCAAUGGUAUCACCAAGCUUAUGGAUGGAGCCUUCUUUGGACUCAACAACAUGGAGGAACUUGAGCUGGAGCACAACAACCUGACAGAGGUCAACAAGGGAUGGUUGUAUGGGCUGCGGACGUUACGGGUUCUCCGGGUCAGCCAGAACACAAUCUCCUCAGUGCGAACUGAUGCCUGGGAAUUCUGCCAGAAGCUGGAGGAACUGGACUUGUCAUACAACCACCUGACACGGCUGGAGGAGACCGCAUUCUCCGGGCUGGGUUUACUGGAGACCCUAAACCUGGGUGAAAAUUCAAUUAGCCACCUGGGAGAGGGAGUCUUCGGGGGGCUUGUCAACCUACAUACCCUGGAUAUUCGGAAUAAUGAGAUCUCCUGGGCGAUUGAGGAUUCUGUUGGAGUUUUUGUGGGGAUGAAGAAGCUGAACAAUCUGGUGCUACAGCGGAACAAGAUUAAGUCGAUCACCAGAAAGGCCUUUGAUGGGUUGGAGGCACUGGAACACCUUGACUUGAGCAAGAACAGCAUCAUGUCAAUCCACCCUGAGGCUUUUUCCCAUGUGAAGCUGAAAGGAUUGCUUAUGAACACAAGCAGCCUGUUGUGUGAUUGCCAGCUGCAGUGGCUGGCACAGUGGCUGAAGGAACACCAUUUUGAGCAGUCUGUCACUGCAGUGUGUGCACACCCUGCAAGUCUGCUGGGCCACAGCAUCUUGUCGCUGAGCCCUGAGGAGCUUGUUUGCGAUGACUUCCCAAAGCCACAGAUUACAGCACACCCAGAGACCUCAGUGGCCCUGCGAGGUUCCAAUGUGACGCUGAGCUGCCAUGCAUCCAGCAGCAGUGACUCGCCAAUGACCACAGCCUGGCGCAAGGAUGGCGAGGUGCUGUAUGGUGCCCAGGUCGAGAAUCUGGCCCGUUAUCAGGACGGGGAGUUGACCUACACUACAUUGCUCCACCUGCUGAAUGUCAACUUCACAGAUGAGGGCCGCUACCAGUGCGUGGUCACAAAUCAUUUUGGCUCCAACUACUCAAACCGGGCCAAACUGACUGUCAAUGAGUUGCCCUCCUUCUUGAAGACGCCCAUGGACUUGACCAUCCGCACUGGAGCAAUGGCCCGCCUGGAGUGCGCAGCUGAGGGCCACCCUUCACCCCAGAUAGCCUGGCAGAAGGAUGGGGGAACAGAUUUUCCUGCUGCACGUGAACGCCGAAUGCACGUCAUGCCCGAUGACGAUAUUUUCUUCAUCGCCAACGUCAAGACAGAGGACAUGGGUGUAUAUAGCUGUACGGCACAGAACGCAGCUGGUAGCUUAUCGACCAAUGCCACGCUCACUGUGCUUGAAACCCCUUCCUUUGUGCGGCCUCUGGAGGACCGCACGGUGGCGCGAGGAGAAACUGCUGUGCUGCAGUGUAUUGCAGGUGGCAGCCCAGCGCCUCGCCUCAACUGGACGAAGGACGACGGGCCACUGGUGCUGACAGAACGCCACUUCUUUGCUGCUGCCAACCAGCUCCUGAUCAUUGUGGAUGCUGGUCCUGCUGACGCUGGCAAGUACACCUGCAUCAUGUCAAACACGUUGGGCACAGAACGUGGCCAUAUCUACCUGAGCGUCUCCCCAUCGCCCAACUGUGAGACAUCAGGCAGCUAUAACGAAGACGGCUGGACCACAGUGGGCAUCGUCAUCAUUGUUGUGGUGUGCUGUGUGGUGGGCACGUCACUGCUGUGGGUUAUUGUCAUCUACCACAUGCGCAGGAAGAGUGAGGACUACAGCAUUACCAAUACAGAUGAGAUGAACCUGCCACCAGACAUCCCCAGCUACCUGUCAUCUCAGGGUACCUUAUCAGAGCCCCAGGAGGGCUACAGUAACUCUGAAGCAGGCAGCCACCAGCAGCUCAUGCCACCUGUGUCUAAUGGUUACGUCCACAAAGGCACUGAAGGUGUGUGCUAUGGAGACAUGACCAAUGAGGUGGUCUCAGAAGGGAACCGAACAGGUUCUCUGUUUACUGGUCGUGGCAGCUUCCAUCCUGGGGAAUCUCAUGAAGGACUAGUGGGGGCUCCACCAGAAUUCUUCUGUGACACAGGUGGGCCAGGCCCACUGGUCAUCUGCUCAGACUGCUAUGACAAUGCCAACAUCUAUUCCCGGACCCGCGAAUACUGUCCAUACGCCUACUUGGCGGAAGAUGACCCCCUGGAUGGUACCCUGGCUACUGUUGGCGGACACGCCCAGCACGAGGACACGGCUCUCCUGGAGAGCCUCCUCACCUACCAGGAUACAUCCAUAUUCCUUGCUAGCCACGAAAGGCGGCUGAGCACUCAUAGCUCCCAUCAAGUUUACCCCAGUGAUGCUUCAGGGCGACCUUUUUGGCGAGGGGCAAAGGAGACAGCACAGGGGACCCCUGUUGCUGUCAUGUCACCGCUGUCAGUGACUUUCCUUGAGGCUCCUAGGGCCAGAGGGGCCGGCGAUGUGGGGGCUGAAGAAGAGAGUGAUGCAACGGUAGACAUCCACCCGGCUCACCACUCACAGCAGCACAGCAGUGCCUCUUACAGGACUAACCCCCAGGAGCACUUAGCCCCCACCUAGAUGAUCUUCUUCCCCAUCACUGGCCCCCUUCUGUUGCUGUGUACUUUUUAUACCCACUACCUCCAAAGAGAUUUCCACUAUCUGCCAAAAAAAUGCAUUUGUAUAUGUUUACAUUCCAUGAUCACAGCUGAUCUGCAUCACUCAAAUAUUCAUGCUGAAUUGAAAAGCCUGAGUGUAGCCCUUCUAACUACACCCAUCUGCUUUGAGAGGGCAUUCUUGCUGAAUGUGCAUGUGGGCUGACCGUGUCGAACACCAUCAGCAGUACCGUAUCAGCCCCUCAAAGCCAUAGGUGGGCCUGAGCCUCUGAACUGAGCGGAGGCACACUAACGAUGGCAGUGUGACAAUGACAUUUCUGCUGUCCUGUCCAUCCCUGCUGAGGAAUACCUUUCGCUCAGCCUAGUCAUAGACCCAAGAGAAGGAAGAGGGUCUCUUGUAACUUCUCUCCAGCUUUGUGCUUCACCUUCCACAGUACACAUCACUUAAGACCGGAAGCUGAAGGAGCUCAAACUAUUGCCGCCAUGCCUGUUUGUACAUACAUCAUAUUGUUUACUUUGUGCCUCUUUUUGUCACCGGUAAAUGUUAAACCUUAUGUACUGUGUGUGUGUAUAUAUGUAAUUUUGGUUGUCUCAUACCACAUUGAAUUUUUUCCCCCCCUUUUUUAAACUGAGAACUUGCUGUCCAACUAAAAUGGUAUAUUACACAUAUGACAGUUGUACAUCCUCUGGCCAUUCAAAGUCGGGUGACUUAAGAUAAAGGUGGACGUGUCAGUAUCUUAUAGUGUGUGUGUGUGUGUGUGUGUGUGUGUGUGUGUGUGUGUGUGUGUGUGUGUGUGUGUGUCGGGGGGGGUUUGGUAUGCUUGACUGAUUAUGUGCCUGUGUACGUGUGUGUGUGCAUGCGCACAGCAAGCAUAAGAUGCUGGUUUGUGCACAGAGGACUAGUUUCUGCCUUCUAGUUUCACAUUUAUGAGCUUUUUCAAACAAUUCCAGUGUUCUUUUGUCCAGUUCUCAGCAAGCCGCUCUCACGCCACUUGCUUCACCGUGCAUUUAUGCAGUUUGCAUGCCAUGUCGCAAACUCAUUGAGGUGUUGAGCACUGCUGUGACAGCUUCCAUUGGCUGCUUAAGAAUAAGGUACCCUUCACAAGAAAUGUCGCUACUUAAUGUACAAGUAAGGCAGGCUUACUUGUAUUUGAUUUUUAUUAAAUUUCCAGCAUACUUUCCUUUGGGCACCUAUUACUAGUUCAGCUAGUACUGCCGAAACACAGGUUAUACUUGGGUCACUAGUACAAAUAAAUCUGACACCUGUUGAAAUUUUAUUUUUAAACCCCUGGUGAUGAAAAGUAAAACUUGCCCCAUUAACACCUUUCAUUGUUUUUCUUCCAUUACAGGUACUAUGUGCACUUCUGAUUAAUUUAAAGUUAUUUUUAGGCAGGUACAAGGUUCUUUUUGUUUGAGGUACUGGUCCAGCUCUCAUUUAUUACUAUAGAUGGUAACGGCUUUUUGAUCCAGCUGUUCUGGAACUCCUUUUGGUCCAUCAGCCUUUUUUCCUAUUGUGCACAGAUGGCCUUUUAAGUUCAUCACCGUAAGAAAAUGCAGCUUUUAGUCAGUUGAGAAUAUGACUAUAUACUCUCUCGACUUUGUGACAAAAAACAAACCUGUUUAUUACACAGAUGUUCACUGCGUUGCCAUUAAAUAGACGCAGUAUAUAACUUAUCAUCUUACAAGGGAUUUGUGCUUAAAUACAUCCCACUAAGGCUACCCUUCUGGGACCAAACUCCCUGUGUGUGGCUUUCUAUAUCGGACCAAAUUCUGUUUUAGUCCAGUGGUGGUUUUUUUUUUUUUUUACGUAUUUAAAUAAUGGGAUUUUUUU
Molecule: messenger RNA, 5544 nt
Organism: Scleropages formosus (Asian bonytongue)
Lineage: Eukaryota; Metazoa; Chordata; Actinopteri; Osteoglossiformes; Osteoglossidae
Gene: lrig2
Product: leucine-rich repeats and immunoglobulin-like domains 2
Exons: 18
Coding region: 430-3678 (1082 amino acids)
Molecular function (GO): protein binding
Source: RefSeq, a predicted model, not a curated record